This is a messenger RNA of Rotaria sp. Silwood1, 2427 nucleotides long. NCBI's taxonomy places the organism in Eukaryota, Metazoa, Rotifera, Eurotatoria, Philodinida, Philodinidae. The record is from the annotation of a GenBank genome assembly.
AUGUCAUCCACUAUAUUUGAUCAACAAAAUUCGUCUCCUGUUGUUGCACGUCGUCCACCAAUAUCUAAUGAAGACAUUGGUAAUAGUUCACAACGUAGUGUUAAUCGACGAAGUUUAAGUGACAGGCUUAGAAAUUUAUUUCGUAAAGAUUCUUCCUCACCUAAUCGUUCAGCUAGUAAUGAUAGACGUGUACCAACAAGUUCGGUACGUCAAACUUCAUCAUCACCCGAACCAAAUAGAUCAUCGACUGGAACACCCGGUCUUCGAGCACCUGCUGUCUAUUGGCCAUUCGGUAAAAAGAAAGCAAAAUUAUCAACAACACCAAGUACACCUAAAACUAGCAAAAAGAAGACAAAAGAUAAUCGAAAGACAAAACAAUCUACAGUACCACCUAUAGAAAUAUCAAGUCCCAUCUAUGUUCAAGAUAAUCGAACAUCAAGAUAUAGUCAAAAUUUUGAUUCUCGAACACCAGAAUAUGUACAUGAUAAUAAUGAAGGAUUACAACCAUCAACAAAUUAUGAUACAUUAACAAGACAAGGUUAUCGUGAUUAUAUGUUAAUUGAUGAAACUCGACAAUCUCAACAAACAAUUGUACCUGACGUCGAUGUUUUUAUACAUCCAACAUAUACAAAUAAUCGAAGUCCUUCACCAUCUAUGAAUCGUCAACGUUUACCAAACAUAAAUAUUGAAUAUCGUUAUCAAAAUGAUAAUUCAAUGCCAGCAGUUACAAUUCCAUAUGCAGAUGUUGAAGUUAUUUCAACACCUCAACGUAAGCGUAAAGUAGGUGAUGCUCCAUCAUUAAAUACUACACAAAUGGUAGUUGAUAAACCUCCUAUAUUUCCUCAAACAUCAUCUCGUCCUCCAUCAAAUACAAAUACAAAUCCUGUACAAUGGAGAAAUACAUCAUCAUCAUCAUCUACAUUAAAUACUAGUGAAACACGUGCAGCAUCAGCAUCAUCUAGAGAUCGUGAUGUUCCAAAAUUAAAUGCUCCUUUAAUAAAUUUUGGUGGUACAUCAAAUAAGAAAAAACCUAAACGUACAAAAUCACAAUCACGUGCUGAUAGAACGAGUGAUUCAUCAUCAACUAUUGCUAAUUUGGUAAAACUAAAUCCAGUACAACCAUAUCGACCAUGGUCAAGUACAUAUGGAUCAUUACCAGAUGCUGAAAUUAUUUCUGAUGAUAAUUAUACAUCAUACAGACCAUCUAAAACUAGUAUAAGUACAUAUCCAGGGUUAAGUGCUAUUGUUCGAUAUCAUAUACAUCCUACACCUGUUUAUCGUUUUGAUGAACAUCCACCAACGACUACAACAACACCACAAAGACCACGACGUUUUGAUACAUCAACUACAACAUUAAAUGACUAUGAAGAAAAUGAACCAUGGUCACGUUCUCCAGCAAAAGAUACAUCAACAUCAACUUGUAAUAUUCAACGUCAUGAUGGUUAUAUUCGACCAAUGACUCCACAAAACCCAUCUGUUUCAUUAGAUAUUGAUAUUGCUCAUAGAGAUCAUGAAGAUUUACGUGAUGCAUCAUUAUCACCAAUUCAACGAGCACCUUGUGAUUCUCCUGAACCUCCAGCAACUUAUCGUAGUUCAACAACUGUCUAUACUCGUGGUAGAACACCUUGUUUUUGUCCAGGUGAAAUUCGAACAUGGAGUUCACAAGAAAACGGUAUGAAUAAUAACUAUAAUGAUUCAUAUCAGAAACCAUUUACAUUUGUUCAAGUUGAGCGUACAAAUGAACAAAAAAAAAAUUGUUAUGAUCAUCAAACUGUACCACUAGAACAAAAAGAUACUUAUGAAGAACAUCGAUAUAGUCCACGAUAUGUUGAACAAGAUCUUUAUGAAAAACAACAUCAUAUAAUUGAUGAUAAUGAUCAAGAUAUGCAUGAAGAACAAUAUGAAGUAUCAUAUGUAUAUGAAAAUCAACAUCCACAAUAUACAUAUGAAAUACAACCGACUGAUCAAUAUUCAAGUGAUAAUUUUGGUAUUAACAAUAUGAUUUCGUCAAUUCCUACAUUUAACAUGCAAUCAUCAAUGAUAACCGAACGAGACAAUACUUAUGAUCAAUCGUCUCGUUCAUAUAUAGAUAGUGAAUAUAUACAGGAGCCUUUCUUAACAAGGGCUCCUGUUGAUGACUUUGAACGAAAUCUGCAUAGUUGUACAUUAAAACGUACAGAUUCUUAUGAUGGACUUGGAAUAUUAAUUUCUACUGAUAUUCAAACACGUACACAUCAUUAUAUUCGUGAAGUUGAACCAACAUCACCUGGUCAUAAAGCUGGUUUACGUAAAAAUGACCGUAUAAUUAGUAUUAAUGGUAUUAAUGUCGAGAAUAUGGAUUUUACUGAUGUUCUCGGUCUUAUUAAACAAGGUUUAAAUAACGAUAAUCUUCAGUUAUCUGUUAUUCACGAACCAGAACAUAUUUGA